Molecule: messenger RNA, 1574 nt
Organism: Paramacrobiotus metropolitanus
Lineage: Eukaryota; Metazoa; Tardigrada; Eutardigrada; Parachela; Macrobiotidae
Exons: 4
Coding region: 339-1064 (241 amino acids)
Source: RefSeq, a predicted model, not a curated record
UGCGUACAGGAGCGCGUGAACACACCGUGCUGCCAUGAAGAUGAUGACAGGGCUUUGGAAGGAACGUGGUGUACACCAGAAAUUCACCGCGCGAUAGAAGCUGGCUACCGCAUUGAAAAGAUUUACUCUGUUUGGCAUUAUCCAGAGCAGAUGCAAUAUUUAUUCAGAGAAUACAUAGAUCUGUUUUUGAAGCUUAAAACAGAGGCAUCAGGCUAUCCACCGAACUGUCGAACAGAGGAAGACAAAGACAGAUAUAUUGAAGAGUUUCUUAUUAAAGAAAAUAUUUUAUUGGAUAAAAACAACAUUGCGAAGAUGGGCUAAGAGCGUUGUCCAAACUUAUGCUGAAUAGUUUUUGGGGUAAAUUCGGCCAGCAGGAAGACAGAUCCAACACCGCUUUUGUUGAAAAGAAAGAGAUUUUCCAUGAUUAUUUGUUUUCCAAUAAAUACGAAGUUGCCGGAUUCGACUUGGUGACUGAUGAAGUAAUGGCGGUUCAAUACCGUUCUAAAAAAGAUUACAUCCCAACGAGCAAAAAGACAAAUGUUGUCAUUGCGGCAUUCACAACAGCAUAUGCGCGGUUGCACUUGUUGAAGUUUAUGGAAAUGGUUGGAGACCGCUUGUUAUAUCAUGAUACUGGCAAUAUCUUUUAUAUUCACACUGAUGAUUUGCCUGAUCCGCCAGUGGGGACAUGUUUAGGAGAUUUGUCAUCGUCCUUGGAGCCUAAUGAGCACAUCAAUGAAUUUGUUGCACUCGGGCCUAAAAGCUACGCGUACCGCACCAACACUGGCAAUGAGACGAUAAAGGUCAAGGGCUUUACCUUAACAAGGAAAGCCAGGAAACAGUUGAACCUCGAAAGCCUGAAGGAAAUGCUGUUCGAAAGCCUGGCACCGCAAGACCAGCCAAAUGAUAUUACCGUGAACUAUCCGUUUAACAUUACGCGGAAUAAGCGUAAAUCGGAGGUUUCCGCAAAAGAAAUAAAUAAACGGUUUCGACUUACAUAUUCAAAGCGUCGAAUUGUCGACACGGAAUUUAACACUCGACCAUGGGGUGACGUUUCCAUUGAUUAAAUCUUCAACUGCCAGUGCUGAGCAGUUGUUGAUACCGGUUUUCAUAUUAUGACUUACUCCGAAAAAGGCCUCGAGCAAUAUUAUUAAAAUUAACAUUAGAAUAAUGCAUGAUCCCAUAACUGCUUCGCAAAAGUUCUUUUUACACACUAUGCGUGCCAUUUUGAUAGUAUAUUUUCUUGCUUACGUAUGGUGAUUUAUUAUGAUUUGGCGCCUUUAAUACUUACUUUAAACUGAAAACACAAUCCAGACAACCCAUUAUAUAAUACAACCAAAAAAUUAAAAUUUUGUGUAAUGAUAAUAUUAUCGAGUUGUGUGCGGAUGUUAGUACUGCAUACAUGUAGCGUGUUUCAUACAGUAUGAAAUAUAUACAGUGUACAGUUGUGAUGAUUCAUGUGUGGGAGUUGGGAACUGUAGUUAUAAAGUGCAACCGGAUAUUACAGUUGACAGGUGCAGCUCCCAACUCCAGUUUAUGACGUAAGCCGUCGCCAUCUUGUGUUUAUAUAAGGUCCG